CUGAGAUAGAAGAACAUUUAGCGCCUCUAGCGGUGAGUUAGGUUACUGACCGUGCUCUUCCACUCGACUCGAGAGUAGGCAGUAUGCUGCUACUCCGCAGUGUUUGUGAAGCUCGAACAGAGGAAAGCAGUUGUAGCCUAGGCUACUGAAGCACACGCGAAAUUGAGAAGGAAAUUGUAACUACCCAUGAAAACAACACAGAAGUUAUGUCUGCUGUCUUAUCGAUGUCAAUUAUAGGCUACUUCGUUCAGAAGUAACAUUUGGAUUAUGUUUGAGGCUACUGGAGAACUGUAAGAACAGCGGCGUUGGAACGAUGAUGAUGAGAACAGGUGUGGAAAAACCCCCUUUGGCACCCAAGCCAAAAGCCAUUCAAAAGACACAAAAACCAAAACCACCACCUAUAGCACCUAAGCCAGGUGUACUUUCACAGCCUUCUUCAGUGGAGAAAAGAACAGAGAAGCCACCAAUUGCACCUAAACCAUGCCUUCCCCAAAAUACCCACACAUCCGCACAUGAGAAACCUCCAGUUCUGAGGACAAAUGGUCCUCUCUUAGCACAACAGAAAUUAGGGACCACUAGUAAUGUGGGUUUGCUCAAUUCAAGGAAUGGUAUACAUCUGGGGCCAAAGAAACGUGAAUGGGAUUACAUAAUUCCAAUUUGUGUCUGCAGUCGGGACGAUUGUCCACAAUGCAAGCCAAAGGAGGACAGCAAACAAGCUAUAACAAAUCCAGGAAAAGACCAGGGAAACAAGCAAAAUGAAGGCUUCAAGAAGCUUGUACCAAGAUGUCGAACAAAAUUUGACAUAGAGCCUGACAUGGCAGAAACCAAGAACGGCCUUAUCAGCACUUGGAUUCCAAAUAGCUCACCGCUUGAGAGUCUCCGUAGCAACAGUAGUUCCGUGCGAAGGGCUCAGGAAGUGAUGGCGGAGCAGAGCAGCCCUGUCGAGAGGCUUGAUGACCGUAACGCUGCUCACAGGAACUCCACGUUCAGAACUAGACGCACUCCUCUUCAGAGGACCUGGAGCGAUGAGGUCAACGGCAACACUCACUGUCAACCUUCAAGGACCUCUGCAGAGCCCUCAGACAGCCACAGAUUAGACGGGAACCAAAUCAGAGACUCCACAGGGAUCACCCCCUCAAUCCCAGCAGCCCCCCAGAAGCCCCUACCUACUCCAGCGCCCCGCAGGCCGAGGGCAGAGACCCCAGUACACCAGGGGGACACUAAAAUGUGCAAAGCUGACAUGAGAACAUCUAGUGGUAUGAAUCUCACUGAGACAAUGACUGAUGCAGUGAACAUCACUGCAGUUUCUAGUGAAAACACCUCCUUAUAUGAAUCUGUUGAAACAGGCUAUGUGGAUUUGCACAUGCCAGUUCCUAUUCCGAGACAGAAAACAGGAAACCUGGAAAAGCCUGCUCCGUUUGGCCGGACGGAGCUCGCAAACGUGGCAGAGUAUUUCUAUAAAGCAACGGAAUUCUCAGUAGAUGCUGAUGACGGUGACGUUGAGAACAGUGAGAGUCCAUGCACAGUUAUCCAACCUAAACAGCUGAAGCUUACCAAUCAACUCACUGUGGCAACAAGGGUAAGGUCAGAAAAUGGAAAGCCACCAAUAACAUCCCCAGAAAAGCAACAUAGACAGCACUUCCCUACUGUCACAUCUCAGAGCACAAAGAAAGAGGAGAACACCUUGGGAAUAGCUAAAGACAAUCAGAGCUAUCUUAAUCCUGCUCCAAAAGAACUGGACAAUACAAAGAAGUCAGUUGGAAAGCAAGUUUCUAAUUCCAGCCCUGGCAACACAAAGGGGAAGCUGUUUGGUCAAAGCCUGAGGCCAAAAGCCAAGUCUUUCACAUCCGUGGAUCUGCUUCGCCCUGAUGGAAGCAGAAAAAUCUCUUUCCGGAAGUUUCUGGACAUUAAUAUUUCUGUGAAAAAGCUGCCCAAACUUUUGACCAAACGGGGACAGGCCACUGAUUGCAUGUCAGUGGAAAUGGAAGAGUCUGUGGAUGGGGACGAGGAGAGAGAGGGAGCCCCCGCUGGGAAGGCCAGACCUCCCGCGAAUCGGAAGCUGUCCUGUCCAGUGAUCGGCAUGGAGCAGAGUGUGGACGGAGAGGACAUCUUCCCUGGGGCAGAAGCUGCAGUGGAGUACGAGAACUUCCCAAUCUAUGAGGAUAUUCCAGAUUACAUGAACCUUCCAGGCUCAAGUGCGUUGGCUCCCUCGACAGCCCCAGACUCGUGGCAGAGCUCCUCCUGGCCGGAUGAGGAGAACAUCUAUGAGGAGCAGGAUCCUUAUGAGCUGAUAGGAGAGUACGCUGAUGACACACAACAGCACAACGGAUACGAGAGGGCCAGGAUUGAGGAGGAUGUGGGUCAGGGUUAUGGGCACUCUGAAGAGGAGAUCUGCCACAGUUCAGAGGAUGAGGAUGAUCGGAGCACAAGCUCAAGCCAAGGGGAUCAUGAAGGUUCUGAACACAAUCAUCAUGUUGGAGAAACCAAGAAGAGCAAAGUGGUUCAUAUCGCCAGAGAAAUAAUGAGUUCAGAAAAAGUGUUUGUGGAUGUUCUGAAGCUUCUUCAUAUUGACUUUCGAGAUGCAGUGGCCAAGGUCUCUCAGCAGGCAGGAAAGCCUGUGAUUGAGGAGCGCAACCUGAAUCAGAUCCUGUACUACCUCCCACAGUUAUAUGAGCUCAACCAGGACCUGCUUAAAGAGCUGGAGGACCGGGUAGCCCAAUGGGAUCAGUAUUCCCAGUUAGCCGACAUCUUUGUUAAGAAAGGGCCAUAUCUAAAGAUGUACUCCACGUAUAUCCGCGAGUUCGACAAGAAUGUGGCCCUACUAGAUGAGCAGUGUCGGAAGAACCCAAGCUUCGCCGCAGCUGUGAGGGAAUUUGAAGCAAGCCCUCGUUGUGCCAACUUAGCACUGAGGCAUUACCUACUGAAACCCAUUCAGAGGAUACCUCAAUACCAGCUAUUACUAACAGAUUACUUAAAGAAUCUCACAGAAGACUCAACAGACUACAAAGACACCCAAGCUGCUUUAAGUAUUGUUAAGGAGGUAGCCAAUCACGCCAACGACAUCAUGAAACAAGGGGAUAACUUUCAGAAACUCAUCGAAGUUCAGUGCAGGCUAACUGGGCACCAUGAGAUUGUUCAGCCGGGCAGGGUGUUCCUGAAAGAGGGAAUUCUGAUGAAGCUCUCGCGGAAAGUCAUGCAACCACGAAUGUUUUUCCUGUUCAACGAUGCCUUGCUGUACACAACUCCGGUCCAGUCGGGGCAGUUCAAGUUGAACAACAUGCUUUCUCUAGCAGGAAUGAAGGUCACUAGACCCAGUCAGGAGGGUUACCAAAAUGAACUCAACAUCGAGAGUGUUGAGCGCUCUUUCAUUCUAUCAGCAAGCUCCGAAUCAGAACGGGAUGCCUGGUUAGAGGCCAUCUCUACAGCCAUCGGUGAAUAUACCAAGAAGAUGAUCACUUUCAUUUCAAGCAGAUAUCAGGAAGAGGGGGAGGGAGAUGCCUCUGGGGCCUCCCUGGGCUCUAAAGCCCCCAUCUGGAUCCCAGACCCGCGCACCACCAUGUGUAUGAUCUGCACCUGCGAGUUCACGCUCACCUGGAGGCGACACCACUGCAGGGCCUGCGGGAAGGUGGUGUGUCAGACUUGUUCAAAUAACAAGCAUCAGCUCGAGUACUUGAAGAACCAACCCGCUCGUGUGUGUGAUCAGUGCUUUGUCUCUCUACAGAAGAGGACAGCAGAACUGACCCUCGGCACAGGUGGCCAGGCGCAAAGCAAUGCCUCUUCAACUGGCAAAUCUGCCGCCUUCCCCUUCAGGAAGCAUAAGAGGAUCCCUGCAGCUCUCAAAGAGGUGUCCGCAAACACAGAUGUCUCAUCUAUGAGUGGCUACCUUGAAAGGUCAAAGGGUAACAAGAAGCAAUGGAAAAGGUUUUGGUUUGUCAUCAAGGAUAAAGUCCUAUACACAUAUGCUGCUAGUGAGGAUGUUGCCGCUCUUGAGAGUCAGCCUCUUCUGGGCUUCAAGCUGAGGACGGAGGAGAGGGCUGGCACCACACAGACCCUGCAGUUCAAGCUCUAUCAUAAAGACACCCUCCAUCACAUGUUUAAAGCAGAUGACACCCAUGCUUUGCAGAGAUGGACAGAAGCUUUCCAAAAAGCCAUGGUCCUGUGACCUUAGACAAUCCAUGAGUCUUGGAUUCUCAGGCUCUUUAUUGUGUGAAUCAGUAAAUGGACAUAGCAUGGAUGCAACACAAAUACUGACCGCAAAGAGAACCUUCCAAGAGUCGGCUGAAGUUCUCCUGAAGCAUCCCAUAAACAAAUAGGUUUAAAGUGGGAACUGCCAAAUAUAUUUUCUGUAGUUUUCAGUGACUGCUUCAUAGAUGAAUGCAGUGGACUCAUGAAACCAUGCAUUUGAUGGGCUAUGCAAUGUAAUUAAUGAAAUGAUUUUAAUGUAUGAAAACAUUUUUUACCACCCUUUGAUAAGCAGGCUAACUUUUAUCUCACCAUAUACAUUCUGUAAAACUUGUUUUUAAAAUAAACUAUGCUAUUUUAGUAUUUAUGGUUCAGACAUAAGAUAAUAUAUUUUCUAAUACCGAGAAAACAAAGUACUAAACUAUCUGGAGAUCUUAACAGGAACUGACACAAAGUCUUGUCUCUACCUGUGUAACAUACUGUUUAAAGCCUCUGUUCUUUAUUGUUGGAAAUGGUUGAAGAUGGAUCAGAAUGUUUAGUUAGUUAAGCUGUCAUAUAAUACAGGGUGAUUCUAGUUAAAUGGCCAUUUCCUUCACCACUAGGUGAGAAGUGGACUUCCAUGUUAGAUUAUUGUGGUAAUAAAUGACUCUGUUUUUCUCAAGUCUUUAGAGAGCACUUGAGAUUCACCACAAGGCAGGUUUAUCCUUUCAUGUAGGCUAAGCCUAUAUGGCCCACCCUUCCCUUGUUCAUAUGCACUGUAAAUAUUGUCAAUAUUUAUUUAACUUGUUUAAUGUCUUGCCUUGUUUUGCAUUUGGUGCAGAUAACUCUGCACAUCAUGGAAAAGUGACGAUUCAUAUAAAAAAUAUAUAAAAAUG
This is a messenger RNA of Alosa sapidissima (American shad), 5057 nucleotides long. RefSeq names its product FYVE, RhoGEF and PH domain-containing protein 6-like. The transcript has 21 exons. NCBI's taxonomy places the organism in Eukaryota, Metazoa, Chordata, Actinopteri, Clupeiformes, Clupeidae. The record is from RefSeq and is a predicted model, not a curated record. Gene Ontology annotation, molecular function: guanyl-nucleotide exchange factor activity; metal ion binding. The coding region runs from base 314 to 4162 and encodes 1282 amino acids. Gene Ontology annotation, cellular component: cytoplasm.